Fragaria vesca subsp. vesca is the source of this 1951-nucleotide messenger RNA. RefSeq lists its product as uncharacterized. The record is from RefSeq and is a predicted model, not a curated record. Lineage: Eukaryota; Viridiplantae; Streptophyta; Magnoliopsida; Rosales; Rosaceae. The transcript has 4 exons. Bases 294 to 731 code for a protein of 145 amino acids.
AACAGCAGGGCAGAGCGAUAUUGGAGUUGAAACCAAAACUAUUUGAUUCUCAGCUAUUGGGAAGAGAAGUGCAACUUGUUUUACUUAGAAAGUUGAUGGAGGAAUUUGAAAAGCAGUUCAUCAGAUUCAGAAAGUAGGUUCAAGAUCAGAUUAAGCAUUUGGAUUCACUCUCCCAUGCACUCCAUAUAAGUGAGAGGCAAGUUGAGGGCAAAGAGAUUGAUCAUUUGCAGUUAAAACAUUUUAAUUCUGAAGUGAAUACUGAGUGCUCGGAACUUACCCCUACCUCUGACAAUAUGAUUAUUCCUCAAUCUAAUCUUAUUGAAAGCAAGCAGCUGAUCAAGGCUGUUACAUUUAUCUUCAACUUCAACCAGACUGACAAAUUUCCCCUGAUACCACUCUUGAAAGAAUAUGUGGAGGAUGCAAAGAAAAGUUGCACUGAAAUUUUCAUUAAAGACAUAUCACAUGAUGAAAAGGGAAAGGUUGUAGAUGACCAAAUAGCUGAUCUAAGAGCUCUGAUUCAGUGCAUUGAAGAUCACGGCCUUGAGUCGCAGUACCCACCAAUUGAUAUUAUGAUGGAAAUUGAAUGGCUUGGGAAGUUAAAGGAGAAUCCAUACCUGGUGCUAUCUCUACCGUCCAUUGUUGAAAAACAUGAGCAGAAAAAAGGAAGGAAGCGAAGUUCCAGAAUUGCUACACCAACAUCUCACACAUAUAAGCUGCGUAAAAGAGCAUAAUUGCUAAGUUUAUUGCCACAGAGAAUGUUUGAAUAGUGAAACACCUAUCUUGUUUCAAAGUCUUUCCUAUAGUCCCUCGUAUGACAGUGUCUUCAAAACUUGCAAGAUUUGCUAAUCGAUCACCAAGUAACAUACAGUUGUUGAGAGGGUGACAGAGAGGGAGAGGAGAGGUAAAGAAGAAGACCUCAUUUGUUUGGGAAAACAUUUGCUAUGCAGGCAAGAUCAUGUAUUUUAGUUUAAAGGAUAUUAUUACCGAAGUCAAAGAAAACCGUGACUGCAAGUCUGCAACCUUGAAGCCCAAUGAAGACAAGGGAAAAGUGACCAACCAGAUGGUAAAAUCUUGCAGUCGUCAAUCGAUGAGAGGUUAAACAAGGUUGAAUCGGAGGGUGGCGAAUUGUCAGCUCUUUUAGAUGCAGAUGAGAUUUUAAAGCUUCUUGGAAUGAUUUCACAGCAUAAGCAGACUUUGAAUUUAUGUUAGACACUUGGUUUUGAAGAUAAAAUUCCUGGUAAGUGUAUUAAAAAUGAGCCUUCCUUGAGUGUUGUUUCUGUUCCACUUUGACAACUGUACAGUAUCUUAAUAUUAAACGAGAUUGAGGAGUUUGAGAAGGAGGUUGAAUUGAAAAGGGGGGAGAUUGGGUUGGUUGAGAUGGUGAGGGAGAUGGAAUUGAGGGCGAAAAAGUUUCGGGUUGUUGAGAAGGUGAUGAAGGAGUGGUGUUGUAGGCUGGAAUUGAAAGAGAGGGAGAUUGAGGGGCUGUGUGAGAAGUUUGAAUUGAGGAGGCAAGAAUUUGAGCUGAGAGUUGAGGAGAAGGUGGAGGAGUGCCUUAACGAGGUUGUGAUCAAAGAGGGGCAACUUGAAGAGCUAGCCAAAGAGUUUGAGUUGUUUGCUUCUCGAGUGAAGGCUGAGCAUUUGGAAAAAGAAAAGCAUUUUGUGUCACUUGAAGAAUCGAUGGAACAAAAAAGGAAAGACCUUGGCUGCACUUGACAAGUCGUUACAAGAUCGUCAAAAGUCUUUGGAUUCAGUCUCAUAUGAACUGAAGUUAAAAGAGGGACAGCUUGAAGAGCAAGCCAGAUUGUUUGAACAGGAGCAGAUGCAAUAUGCUUCUCAAACGACGACUGAGAUGUUAGAAAGAGUAAAGCAUUUUGCUUCACUUGAAGUCCUUAAAAGAGAGAAAAGAGCAUUUGGUGAGACAACUUGAAGAGAAGGCCCGAGAGCUUGAAUC